Ochlerotatus camptorhynchus is the source of this 600-nucleotide messenger RNA. It is a transcript of the gene Atg12, whose product is annotated as Autophagy-related 12. The record is from RefSeq and is a predicted model, not a curated record. Lineage: Eukaryota; Metazoa; Arthropoda; Insecta; Diptera; Culicidae. The transcript has 3 exons. Gene Ontology annotation, biological process: autophagy of mitochondrion; autophagosome assembly; nucleophagy. Gene Ontology annotation, cellular component: cytoplasm; Atg12-Atg5-Atg16 complex; phagophore assembly site membrane. Bases 91 to 456 code for a protein of 121 amino acids.
AAAAAAAUUGUAAACAGAAGAAGUGGACAGUCCAUGUUGUGAGUAGAAGUUUUUAUUAUUGCUAAAUCCGUAAUUUUGUACUUGAAAACCAUGUCGGAAGCGAUAGCCGAGACAACUGACAAGGAGUUAGCUGCUAAUGUGGAAAAUCUAUCAUUAGAGCAACAGAAAGUAGAAAAACAGGAGCCGAAAAAGAUUGAUAUCAUCCUACGUGCAACUGGCAAUGCUCCAAUACUAAAACAAAAGAAAUGGGCCGUCGAUCAGGAGAAACCCAUCAGCGCGAUCAUCAAAUUCAUUGACAAGCAUCUGAUAAAACUCGAACCCGGAGAAAAAUUAUUCUUGUACAUAAAUCAAACAUUCGCUCCCUCACCGGAUCAAAUCAUCAAGAACUUGUACGACUGCUACGGAUCGAAUGGGAAAUUAGUGCUGCACUACGCCAAAAGUCAAGCUUGGGGAUGAAUCACGCUUGUUUACGGUAAGAUUUAAACUCUAUGCUGCUUGUUUGCCGUAAGCUACUUUCAACAUUCUCAUUCUAAGUCAUUUGAUGUUAGACAUUAAUAGUCGCGUCAUAAAUAUACCGGGACAAAAGUUGACAGCUUUCAA